Messenger RNA from Lytechinus variegatus (green sea urchin), 1950 nucleotides. RefSeq lists its product as uncharacterized. The coding region runs from base 372 to 1109 and encodes 245 amino acids. The record is from RefSeq and is a predicted model, not a curated record. The transcript has 8 exons. NCBI's taxonomy places the organism in Eukaryota, Metazoa, Echinodermata, Echinoidea, Temnopleuroida, Toxopneustidae.
UUUCAUCGUAUGGCACGAUAUUCAUGUCUUCGACUUUUUUUCUGAAUUACCUUUUUUGCCACGAAAUUUGGAGUGGUUCCAUUCAGUGUCAUUCGAGUUCGCGUUGACGACAUAACGCACUGAUGCAAGAAAUUCAUCCAGGAUCCAUUCGCGUUUCCUCUGCCGCUUCGCAAAUUGGGACCACAAAGAGUGCCUUGUCAAGGAACCGUCAGUGUCAUUCGCUGUCUAUUUAUCUACCCAGACGGUUUGACCAUAACUAUAAUGCCUAAUCGUACUCUUAUGAACUUCUACAAGCUCCAAAUCAUUUCAUAGAGUUUCAAAGCUGCAGCAACAGACGAAGAAAAUAGAGAACUUACAGUACCUCCUCCACGAUGGCGAUUUUAACUAGAUGUUGCUGCUUUAAAAAUGUCAGGAGUGGCUCCACAGCUAGCGGUGUAUAUUCAUUGAUCUACUGCUUCGUAAGCGUGGGGAUCCUGCUAUGGGAGUUCGUCGGCUACAUCGAGAUGUCGUCAUUUACGGGUGCGUGUUCAAUGUGUGAUGAACUUAAUACUAGUGUCCCUACAAAUACCUCCAUGAUGAACGGUGAACAUGGAGCUGCGAGACAGGGGCUUUACGCUGCGUACAGUAUUGACCUAGUGGCACUCACCUUUCUUUUCAUCGCUUCCAUUAUACUCCUAGUGGGCGUGGCUAAGAUAAGUACCUGUAUCUAUUUGGCAGUAUGGGCCUACCUGUUGGCUAUAUUCGUUAAAUCAGUCGAAUUAAGUGGAGCAUCAGGUCCAGCAGUUGAUGGAAUCUACGCGGCAUACAUUAUUGACAUCAUCGUUGCCGUUUUCCUGAUCAUCGCGUCCAUUGUCCUCCUUGUAGGCGUGUCUAAAGAUAAUAAAGAGAUGCUGAUCCCGUACAUGGUAGCUAUCAUGUUGCUCAUGGUUCUUCAAGCCAUCGCCUGGAUUAUAAUAUUCGCCUUGCUCGGCCUGGCUGGUACUCUCUUCAUCGGUAAUAUUGUAGUCUGGUUGCUAUUCACUGCCCUCAACAUAACUUGUCUCCUUUGCGUUAUUUCGCAAUAUCAGGAGCUUCGAGACGGCCGUGGAAAAGCAAAUGAUGUGGUGUAAACAGAAACUCACGAUUUGAAAUAUCAACUUUUCCCUUUUCUUCCAAAAAGCUAGCGCCUCGCUGUGUAUUAUGGGAAGGAACUCACAGAAUUCAUUUUUCUCAACCUUGAUACUCGGAUCAUCUUCUCUACAUUGUAAUAAGAUUGUAGGAAGCCUGUUCUUACUUCUUAGCAAAAGCUUUAGCAAUAAUCUGUGAAGAUGUAUUGAAAAAAGUAGAUUGGCUUCAUGUAUUAAUAAUGCAUCAUUUUAUUUUAUUAGCUGAAAUAAAAAUCUGUGUAGUCACAAGCACAUAUGUUUUGUAUAUUACGCUGUCAGUCUUUAACUAAGUAGAAUAACCGAGAAAGAUAGCAUCGUUUUGGGCAUAGGUUCUGUGAUAUUUUCUUAAACACAAAUAAUGUACCAUAAUCUUAUAGAAUAAAAGUAUUGCAUUGUAUUUCAAAUUACGCCAUCUAUCGAAAAGUAGGUUUGCUAUUACUGUUAUUCUGUAACUUACAUAUUAUACAUAUUGAUCGAAGACUAUUUGGUAUUUUCUAUUCAUUUUGUUGUUGUUGUUGAUACCCUAGUGUUUCAGUGGUCAAUAAACAUGAUAAAAUGAAUUGAAAUGAAAAGAAAAAUCUUUUUUUUCGAAAGCAUGGUUUGUCUCUUUAUACAUUCACAGUAACAUACUAUGCAAUGAAUGAAUGAAUGAAUAUGCUCACUCUAAAUUCACUCCAUAUUGAGUGCUUGCAAGGGGAGUGAACAAAUUAAUGGAAAUUCACUCAUUCCCUUUUACCAACUACAGUCUUACAAUAAUAAACUUUUCAAGGGGAAGUUCACCUUGACGAAAAGUUUGUUGUAAAAA